Messenger RNA from Osmia bicornis bicornis, 664 nucleotides. It is a transcript of the gene Mettl5, whose product is annotated as rRNA N6-adenosine-methyltransferase Mettl5. The record is from RefSeq and is a predicted model, not a curated record. The coding region runs from base 11 to 646 and encodes 211 amino acids. The transcript has 2 exons. Lineage: Eukaryota; Metazoa; Arthropoda; Insecta; Hymenoptera; Megachilidae. Gene Ontology annotation, biological process: rRNA methylation. Gene Ontology annotation, molecular function: nucleic acid binding; rRNA (adenine-N6-)-methyltransferase activity.
AUUAGAGAAAAUGGCUAGUAUUCCACUUCGUAAGUUAGAAGAAUAUUUACAACAGUUGGAUGGAUUUGAUAAACCAAAAAUAUUGCUUGAACAAUAUUCUACCAGUGCUCACAUAGCAUCAUGCAUGCUAUAUUGUGCUCAAUCACAAUUUAAUGAUAUAGAAGGACGCGUGGUAGCUGAUCUAGGUUCUGGAUGCGGUGUUUUGUCUCUUGGAGCACAGAUGCUUGAAGCAUGUCAUGUAGUUGGCUUUGAAAUUGAUUCUGAUGCACUUGAAAUUCAAUCUAGAAAUUGCAAUGAAAUUGAACUGUUUGUGGAAGCCAUACAAUGCGAUGUACUUCAAUAUUUGCCAGGAAGGUUUGAAAAAUAUUUUGAUACAGUGAUUAUGAAUCCACCUUUUGGAACAAAACAUAACGCGGGUAUAGACAUGAAGUUUCUGGACGUUGCAAUCAAAUUAGCGUCAAAUACUGUAUAUUCUUUGCACAAAACAAGUACGCGUAAUUAUGUUCUUCAAAAAGCCGCCCAAUUUGGAGCGAAAAGUAAAGUUAUUGCCGAACUGAGAUAUGAUUUACCGAAAGCUUAUAAAUUUCAUAAAAAAGCCUCGGUGGAUGUUGAGGUGGAUUUUAUACGAUUUGAAUUAAACCAAUGAAGGAUUUUCAUAAAAUCA